Messenger RNA from Equus caballus (horse), 3315 nucleotides. NCBI's taxonomy places the organism in Eukaryota, Metazoa, Chordata, Mammalia, Perissodactyla, Equidae. The record is from RefSeq and is a predicted model, not a curated record.
UUAAAGGCUGAUGAACCCAUGCUGUGUUAGAAGUCAGAUCCUGUUUGUCUACAAAUUUUAUUCUUUAACGGAGCACUUUUAAAAAUCCUCUCGUUACCCCGAGCUCCUAGGGGAGGAGACGGGGCUCCCGCAGUGUCGCGGCGCGAGGUCGCGGUGAGACGCCGGCUCUCGCUGCAGGUCUGGGCGGGGGUUCCCAGGGGCCUCCGCGGGCUCUGCUCCUGCCGCCCCAGGCGCGCCCGAGAGCGCUGGUCUUAGAGCACCCUCGCCUGACUUGUCCUUCGGGCUGCCGCUCCUUUCCUCUUUCUCAUCCCCGCCGCGUCUAACAAGCGGAGGGAGGCGUUCACCCGUUCCAGCUCCCGCUCCCCGCGUUCUGUCCACCAGGCUCCGAGUCGCCCCCACUCCGGCGAGGGGAGCUGCUCCGUCCACCCAUGGCUUGGAUGUCUCGUCAGGUUUGAACUUACUGAGGCAGCUGCGCGUGGAACUGCACAGACGCCGCAGCACCUAGCCCUUGGCUGAGGCUAAGUGUGCUACAGCCGUUAGAUGAUUAGUUAAAUUAGAAAAAAAAUCUUUAAAGCAUCAGAAGAGUGGAGAUUUGAGAACAGCCCCGGCAAAGCUUCCAACUACUUUGCCACAAUAUUUUUUUCUAAAUUUGCUGUAUUGUUUUUCAAUAAUUAGAUUCUGUGGUUAUGACAGAAAAAAAUGCUUUAGUCAUUUCAAUAAGGAUUCUUUUUUAAGAGUUAUUUUAUUUUAGCAAAAAGGUGAUAAGCCCACCUUUCCUCCCCGCAGCGAUGGCUUAUUUAACCAAGUCACAAUUUAUUGUGCCCAUUUACACUGCAAAUGCUAGAAUAAUUUUUUUUUAAUGUUCACUUAUAGCUGGGUUUGUUUUCCUGGGGAGGAAUGCAGUAAGUAAUAUCGGACCGCUUACUGUGUGUCAAGUAUUUUAAUCUUUAAAACAAUUCUUUAGUGGUUAAAGAAUAGGGGGCUUUGGUGUGGGACAGUCCUGGAUUCAAGUCCCAGCUUUAUCACUCGCUAAUUAUGUGGCCAUGGGCAAAUUUCUUAACUUCCCUAAGCCUCCAACUUCUUACCUAGAAAAUAAGGAUACAAUAGUACCCACCUUAUAGAAAUGUUUUGAGAAUUAAAUGAGAUAAUACAUGUAAAACUUUUAGAAUAGUGUCUGGCACAUACUAAGUGCUUGGUGUGAAGCAGUUCUAAAGAAGUUAAGGCUUACAUGCCUGCCCUGAAUUGCCAGUGGGUAUUGCUAUUAGAUUUUUCAUAUAGGCAGAUGAAUCCCUAUACUACUACUUCUAUUGUAUGAUUCUGUGAACACCCACCCUGUCACUCUUUAUAUUACCCCUAGAGAGAAGAAAUUAUUUUAGAUGCCUAUACAUUAGCUGUGGUCUACUUACCAAAAAAAAAAAAAAUCCUAGGCAUCCUAUUCAAGUGUGAAUUCUGGUAUGAUUUUUUUUCAUGGUGGUGGAGUCCAUGUAAAAACUCAGUAAAGGAUCUUGCCGUAUGAGCAUAGUUUCUCGUAGUUCCCCCUCCUUCCUUAUCUCUUGCCCUUCCCUGAAAUGGCCCAUAUUUUAAUUUGCCUUUCAUUCUUUCCCUCUUGCUUGCCAUCGAACCCCUAAUUCUCUUGUUAUAUCUAAAUGAAGAGCAAAAUUUAAAAGCUACCUCAAGGUGCAAUUUGACCAAGAAGGUAGCAUUAAUAGCUUCUCUCCUUAAGCUCCUUCUCCAUAACUCCUGCCAGUGUUUGCUCGUUAACCUCAAUGAAUCUCUAUUUUGGGAAUUUCAGGUAUUUCCUUCUCUUUCUGUUUUCUCCAAUUUUAUAGGAAACAUCCCAACACAUACAUAAGGGUUUAGUGAAACAGUGUAAAGCUAUACUGUGAGCAUGAUAUUUAUUUUUUGAUUCAUAGAAAAUUUGCAUCCUAUUUCAUGAUAUAUCCAUGGUUGUUUUAGCAUAACAACACUAUUUUAAGUUACUUAACAUUGAGUAAAUCUUACCUCCUGGUAGAUAUUCCACAGUUAUUCUAUAUUCUGAUACAUUCCAACCCAAGCGUAACCCACACACACACACCCCUCCCUCCCCAAUUUGAGAAGCCUGACUAUUUAGUUUUUUCCAUCUAGAUUGUAAGGCUGCUCUUGCUUCAGGAAAAAAGAUGCAGAUGAGGCCUCCAGCUGUCUCCCAGAUGAGGAAUCUUGGGAAACCAAAAUGAGGCAUAAUCAGCUGUGUUGUGAGACACCACCUACUGUCACUGUUCAUGUAAAAUCAGGGUCAAAUAGAUCACAUCAGCCUAAAAAAACUGUUAAUCUGAAGCGUCCUAUUUUUAAAGAUAGUUGGCCAGCAUCUGAAAAAAAUGCACAUAAUAGCAAAAAGUCUAAACGCCCCAAAGGACCCUGUCUAGUUAUACAGCGUCAGGAAAUGACUGCUUUCUUUAAAUUAUUUGAUGAUGAUUUAAUUCAAGAUUUCUUGUGGAUGGACUGCUGCUGUAAGAUUGCAGACAAGUAUCUUUUGGCUAUGACCUUUGUUUAUUUCAAGAGGGCUAAAUUUACUAUAAAUGAGCAUACCAGGAUAAAUUUCUUUACUGCUCUGUAUCUGGCUAAUACAGUUGAAGAAGAUGAAGAAGAAUCCAAAUAUGAAAUUUUUCCAUGGGCUUUAGGGAAAAACUGGAGAAAAUUGUUCCCUAAUUUCUUAAAGUUAAGGGACCAACUCUGGGAUAGAAUUGACUAUAGGGCUAUUGUAAGCAGGCGAUGCUGUGAGGAGGUUAUGGCCAUUGCUCCAACCCAUUAUAUAUGGCAACGAGAACGCUCUGUGCAUCACAGUGGAGCUGUUAGAAACUACAACAGAGAUGAAAUUCAACUGCCCCGGGGACCUAGUGCCACACCGGUGGAUUGUUCACUCUGUGGUAAAAAAGGAAGAUAUGUUAGACUGGGAUUGUCUUCAUCAUCUUCAUCCAGUGAUACAGUAGAGGUGAUGGAUAAACAUUCUCAGGACUCACACAACUCAUUCUCAAUGGACAUGGUAGUUGAUACUUCUCAAGCUUAUAGCUGUUCUCAAGCCAAUGACCAUCAAUCAAACAAAGAAAAGAAAACUAAUUUCAUGGAGAAAGAUAAAUCUAUGGAGUGGUUUACAGGAAGUGAAGAAUGAGAUGGCUCAACUAAACCAAUGUGGAAUCAUUAAGUACUAACUGCAAGACAAGUGUCCAAAUGGGACAUUUAAGUAGUUUUGAAAUGUUAAACAUCUUUCUUUAACUUUUGUUAUUUUUCAAAAUUAUAUGUAAAAGUUAUACAAAUCAUAAUAAGAGCUGAAAAUACCAA